GGCGGCCAGUCGGGAGCGAGGCGGCGGCCAUGGCGGACGGGGAGCGCUCCCCGCUGCUGGCGGCGGAGGGGACCCCCGGAGGGGCGGGGCCGAAAGGUCCGUCCCCGACGGAAGCUCCGCCUCCUUACUCGCCAUUGGUCAGCCCCGAAGGAGGGGCGGGGCCAGCGGCGGUCACGUGUCGGGUGUGCGGCGCUGCCAUUGGUGUGGAGGGGAAAGGGGCGCAGCACGUGGUGCGGUGCGGAGCCUGCGGGGAGGCCACGCCCAUCCGCCCGGCCCCCAAUGGGAAGCAAUACGUCCGCUGUCCCUGCAACUGCCUGCUGGUCUGCCGCAGCUCGGCGCGCCGCGUGGCCUGCCCCAGGCCUUACUGUAAGAGGGUGAUCACAUUGGCCCCACUGCAGAGCGCUCCCAGCCCCGAACCGCCGCCGGGGGUCCGCGUGGAGUGCGGGCACUGCGCCGCCCCAUUCCUGUGGACGGAGUUCACGGACCGAACUUUGGCGCGAUGUCCCCAUUGCCGGAAAGUCUCCUCCAUUGGCCGCCGCUAUCCGCGCCGCCGCUGCCUCUGCUGCUUCUUCCUGGGGCUGCUGAUGGCCGCCUCCGCCACCGGCCUGGCUGUGGGGACGUGGGCGGCGGCGCGGCGCUGGGGGGCCCUCCACGCGUGUUGGGCCGUGUUGGUGGCGGGGGCCGGAGCGUGUUUGCUGCGGGCCGGAUAUUGGGGCUGCGUGCGGGUCAGCCACCCCAUCCCCCAACGCGCCUGAACACGCCAAGGACACGCUAAGGACACGCCAAGGUGGCGCUCGGGAGGCGGCGUGGGGCGGCGGACGCGCGAAGGACACGCGAAGGACACGCUAAGGACACGCGAAGGACACGCGAAGGGUGGGGGGUGUGGAGGGCGUGGGGUCUGGCUGUGGUGGUCGGUGGUUUCGGGACACGCUAAGGACAUGCUUAGGUCAUGGAACAUGCUAAGGACAUGGUUGAGUCAUGGAACAUGCUAAGGACAUGCUUAGCUCAUGGAACAUGAUAAGGACAUGGCUUAGUCAUUGAACAUGCCAAGGACACAGUUAAGUCAUCAAACAUGCUAAGGACAUGGCUUAGUCACUGAACAUGCUAAGGACAUGGUUGAGUCAUGGAACAUGCUAAGGACAUGGGUGAGUCAUGGAACAUGCUAAGGGCAUGCCUAGCUCAUGGAACAUGCUAAGGACAUGGUUAAGUCAUGGAACAUGCUAAGGACAUGCUUAGGUUGGGGAACAUGCUAUGGACUUGCUUAGCUCAUCGAACAUGCUAAGGACGUGGUUGAGUCAUGGAACAUGCUAAGGACAUGGAUGAGUCAUGGAACAUGCUAAGGACAUGCUUAACUCAUGGAACAUGCUAAGGACAUGCUUAGCUCAUGGAACAUGCUAAGGACAUGCUUACAUCAUGGAACAUGCUAAGAACAUCCUUAGGUCGUGGAACAUGCUAAGGACAUGGCUGAGUCCUGGCACAUGCUAAGGACAUGAAGCCAUCAUAUAACAUCCCUCAUACAUGCUUCAGGCCUGGGAACAUGCUAAGGACAUGCUUGCGUCAUGAAACAUGCUAAGAACAUGGGUUUAUCAUUGGACAUUCGAUAGGCGUGUUUAAGUGAUGCUACAUGCUAAGGACAUGCUUGCGGCAUGCGAAGGGCACGGAUUCAUCAUGUGACAUUCCUUGGACGUUGGUGGGUCUGAGAACAUGCUAAGGACAUGCUUAAGUCAUGGAACAUGCUAAGGACCUGCCUACAUCACGGGACAUUCUGUUGGCGUGUUGAAGUCGCGGAUCAUGCUAAGGACAUGCUAAGGUCAUGGGACACGCUAAGAACAUGGAUUCAUUGUAUGACA
Messenger RNA from Gallus gallus (chicken), 1850 nucleotides. RefSeq names its product phosphatidylinositol-4,5-bisphosphate 4-phosphatase 1 (gene PIP4P1). The record is from RefSeq and is a predicted model, not a curated record. Gene Ontology annotation, cellular component: phagocytic vesicle membrane; lysosomal membrane; plasma membrane. Gene Ontology annotation, biological process: phosphatidylinositol dephosphorylation. Lineage: Eukaryota; Metazoa; Chordata; Aves; Galliformes; Phasianidae. The transcript is spliced from 7 exons. Gene Ontology annotation, molecular function: phosphatidylinositol-4,5-bisphosphate 4-phosphatase activity. Bases 30 to 755 code for a protein of 241 amino acids.